AUGGCGAGCCUCAACGUGCUGCUCCUCCCUGAGCCCGGCUCCGGCCACCUCAUGUCGCUCAUCGAAGCCGGGAAGCGCCUGCUCGGCCACGGCGCCGGCGGCGGAGACGACGAGGACCUCGGCCGAGAGUUCACGGUGACCGUCCUCGUCGUGCGGCCGCCGACGCCAGAGUCGGCGUCCGAGGUGGGGGCGCACGUCCGGCGCGUCGCGGCGUCCGGCGUUGGCAUCCGGUUCCACCACCUCCCGGCCGUGGAUCCCCCCGCGGACUGCGCCGGCAACCUGCAGGAGUUCAAGUCGCGCUACCUGGAGCUCUACAAGCCCCACGUGGAGGCCGCGGCGCGGGAGCUCGGCGCCGCGGCGCUCGUGGUCGACUUCUUCGCCACCACCGUGCUCGACGUAGCGCGCGCGCUCGCCGUGCCGACGUACGUCUACUUCACCUCCACCGCCGCGCUGCUCGCGCUCACGCUGAGGCUGCCGGCCCUCGACGAGACGGUCGCCGUCGACUUCGAGACGUUCGAGGGCACGGUGGACGUCCCGGGCCUGCCGCCCGUGCCCGCGGGAAACAUCCCCGGGUUCCUGGGACGCAAGGACAGCCCCAACUUCACGUGGUUCGUGUACCACGGCAGACGUUUCAUGGACGCGGACGGCAUCAUCGUCAACACGGUGACCCAGCUCGAGCCGGGGCUUCUCACCGCCAUCGCCGAAGGCCGGUGCAUGCCGGGACGACCGGCGCCGCCGCUGUACCCGAUCGGCCCGGUGCUGAACCUCGGUGUGGAAAAUGCGUCCGACGACGAGGCGUGCGUCCGGUGGCUCGACUCGCAGCCGCGGGCGUCGGUGGUGUUCCUCUGCUUCGGGAGCCUGGGCUGGUUCGACGCCGCCAAGGCGCGCGAGGUCGCCACGGGGCUGGAGCGGAGCGGCCACCGGUUCCUGUGGGCGCUGCGCGGCCCUCCCGCGGCGGGCUCGCGGCACCCGUCGUACGCCGACCUAGACGAGCUCCUCCCCGCGGGGUUCCUGGAGCGGACCAAGGACAGGGGCCUCGUGUGGCCUCGGUGGGCGCCGCAGAAGGCGGUGCUCUCCCACGGGGCCGUGGGCGGCUUCGUGACCCACUGCGGGUGGAACUCGACGAUGGAGAGCCUGUGGCACGGCGUGCCGCUGGUGCCGUGGCCACUGUACUCGGAGCAGCACCUGAACGCGUUCGAGCUCGUGUCCGUCAUGGGCGUGGCCGUGGCCAUGGAGGUGGACAGGAAGCGUGACAACUUCGUCGAGGCCGCGGAGCUGGAGCGGGCGGUGAGGGCCCUGAUGGGCGGCGGCGAGGAGGGGCGGAAGGCGCGGGAGAAGGCCGCGGAGAUGAAGGCCGCGUGCCGCAAGGCCGUGGAGGCGGGCGGGUCGUCGUACAUGGCGCUGGAGAGGCUGCGUGAUGCGAUUCGCAAGGGUGCAAGUGCGACAGCCGCUCAUUCGAAAGCGCCGCUCAUUUGA
This is a messenger RNA of Miscanthus lutarioriparius, 1476 nucleotides long. NCBI's taxonomy places the organism in Eukaryota, Viridiplantae, Streptophyta, Magnoliopsida, Poales, Poaceae. The record is from the annotation of a GenBank genome assembly.